This is a messenger RNA of Parnassius mnemosyne (clouded apollo), 8985 nucleotides long. Lineage: Eukaryota; Metazoa; Arthropoda; Insecta; Lepidoptera; Papilionidae. The record is from the annotation of a GenBank genome assembly.
AUGAAGGCGCGGUGGAUGGUCGUGGCGCUGCUGGUGCUGGGCGCGGCGGGUGAGCCGCGCUCGCCGCACAGUUCGCCGCACGGCUCGCCGUACAGCUCGACGCGCCCGCGCCACUGGCCGCGAGGCGCCCGCACGCUUGACGACCGAGCCCCUAGCCAGUUUGUCGGCCCCCACGUGUGCCGGAGUCGCAACAGCACGCAUUGCUGUCCAGGGUGGACUUCGAGGCCCAACUCAUUACUUUGUGUAGUCCCAAUAUGCCGACCGGACUGCGGCUCGCCAGGCUCAUGUGUGGCGCCCAAUAUGUGCCGGUGUCCCAAUGGUAUAGAAGCGCCUUCUUGUGGCAAUGGCGGAGGCUUCUAUCCUUAUUCUGCAAGAACCAGAGGAGGGUGUCGUCGCAUCUGUAUGAACGGUGGUACAUGCACCAAUGGAACUUGUGCUUGUGCACCCGGAUGGAGCGGGGAAUUUUGUACUGAACCGAUCUGUCGCGAGCCGUGUCUUCAUGGCGGCCGCUGCAUCGCACCGGACAGGUGCGUGUGUUUCCACGGACUGUCCGGCACGAGGUGCGAGAUCGACCGCAGAACAGGGCCGUGUUACACUGAGACGCGUGGUGCGCUGUGUACGGGCGCAUUGGAGGGCGUGGUGUGCACCAAACAGCUGUGCUGCGCUACCGUGGGUGUGGCCUGGGGACACCCGUGCGAGCGAUGCGCUGACCUCGACUGCCCCACCGGGCACCUACGCAACCUCGCCACCAAGGAGUGCCAGGACAUUGACGAAUGUGCCGCUGUACCGGGACUCUGUGAAGGAGGUCGUUGCAUUAAUUCCAUUGGAUCAUUCUCUUGCGAAUGUCCGCCGGGACAAAGAAGACACAGGGUCUCAAACAACUGUGAGGACAUCGACGAAUGCGAGGACCCCGAUAUUUGUCCGAAUGGGAAGUGCGUUAAUACGGAGGGGGAUUAUUAUUGUCUGUGUAAUCCCCAUUUCAUACCAAGCCCGGACAAGAAGUUUUGUAUUGACGGCCGCGUGAGCAGCUGCUACACGUACCUGAGCGAGACAGGCGAGUGCGGCGAGCGGCUCGGCGUGCCGCUGUCCAACCGCGACUGUUGCUGCGGGUACAACAUGGGCCGCGCCUGGGGAGACCUGUGCACGCCUUGUCCACCACGCGGCUCCACUGAAUGGACUCAUCUUUGUGGUGGUGGCGUGAUUCCACCUGAUUGGCGACGAAAUGACACAAGUGGUGGUGGAAUCGGCAGUGGUAGUGAAACCGCCCAGCCUAUUGCCAAGAUCAAUGAAUGUAUGCUAAGAGAAGGAAUAUGUGGGCUGGGUGAUUGCGUUGAUAAGGAUAUUGGAUACCAGUGCGAAUGUUGGGACGGUGCGGAGGCGGCCGAACAAGAUGGCAACCCGACUUGUAUUGAUAUUGACGAAUGUGCACUCGAAUAUUGUAAAGGUGGCAACUGUAUUAACAAACCUGGAGGUUUCGAAUGCAGAUGUCCACCCGGUUUCGAUCCUGUUGAAAAUGGACUAAGAUGUAGUGACAAGAACGAAUGUGAGAUGACCAAUGGCGGCAUGUGUACAAAUGGAGUAUGUACUAACGUUGAUGGAGGUUUCGAGUGCACGUGCAACCCGGGCUACGAGUCGACGGAGACGGGGCACGCGUGCCGCGACGUGGACGAGUGCGGGGACAACCCGCGCGUGUGCCGGCGCGGCCGCUGCCGCAACACGGCCGGCGCGUACGAGUGCAGCUGCGAGCCCGGCUUCGCGCCCAGCGCCGCCGGCUACUGCGCGGACGUUGACGAGUGCGCCGACGCCUCCGUCUGCCAGGGCGGGCGGUGCGUGAACAGCGAGGGCUCGUUCCAGUGCGUGUGCGAGGCGGGCUACCGCGCGACGGCGGCGCGCGGCGCGUGCGUGGACGUGGACGAGUGCGCCGAGCUGCGCGUGUGCCGCAACGGCCGCUGCCGCAACUCGCCCGGCUCCUUCCGCUGCGACUGCUUGCCCGGCUUCACGCUCAGCAGCGACGGCCGCACCUGCCUCGAUGAAGUUCAAGAUCUUUGUUACGAGAAAUACGAAGAGGGACAUUGUACUGGGCCUGGUACCACUCCUGUCACCAGGUCACAGUGUUGCUGUAGUUCUAGCAAAGGUCUUCGAUUGGGCUGGGGAGUUGCGUGUAAGGAAUGUCCCAAACAAGGAACCAAGGAGUACGAUAUAUUAUGCCCAGAGGGACCAAGUAAAGAUAACGGCGGCGCAGACAUAAAUGAGUGCACAACGAUCCCGGGAAUAUGUCCUCACGGAACCUGCGAGAAUUUAGAACCCGGUUACAAAUGUAUCUGUGACCCUGGAUUCCAUCCCGAUGCUGAUGGAAUUUGUAGGGAUAUUGAUGAAUGUGACAUGCAUCAGUCGUAUUGUACUGGUGGACAAUGUCGUAACACAAUGGGGAGCUUCAAUUGCGUUUGUCCCCCCGGUACACGUUACGAGGCUGAAGAACAAAUUUGUCGAGACAUUGACGAAUGCGAGGAACAAUCUAAUCCAUGUGAUAAUGGACGAUGUAUAAAUACCCACGGAAGUUACGAAUGUGAAUGCGAACAUGGUUUUGUUUUGGACGCUACGGCUCAACAUUGUCUUGACAACCGGCGCGGGUCGUGCUGGCGGCGCGUGGUGGACGGGCAGUGCGAGGGCGCGGCGCCGGGUGCGCUUUUGCGCCAAGAGUGCUGCUGCAGCGUGGGGCUGGCCUGGGGCUCACCCUGUGAGCCCUGUGACCCUCAACACUGUCCCUGCCCCAAGGGAUUUGCCAAGCUGGAUGGAGCAACGUGCCGCGAUGUAGAUGAGUGCAUGCUGGAUCCAGAGUUGUGUAUCGGCGGCUCCUGUGUCAAUACUGACGGGUCAUAUCGCUGCGACUGUCCUCCCGGACUCACUCUCGACUCCACUGGUAAUCGCUGCGUGGACACACGCAAAGAGUAUUGCUACACGGACUACAUCGGAGGGCGUUGCACGAAUCCGUUGCAAGUGGAAGUAUAUCGUGCGAUUUGUUGCUGUUCCUCCCUCGGGAAGGCAUGGGGGGACGGCAGAUGCGAACCUUGCCCCAAAAAAGGUACGGACGCGUAUCGCAACCUCUGUAUAUCCGAAGUGAGUGGACCACCGACUAUAUGGGAUAGACCGUACCUCGGAGGACCGAACAAAACUGACAUUUGGAGCCACACAGGUCCCGGAGACGGCUUUGACGACAAUUGGGAUGUUGACGUUGGAACCAACGUAGGCAACGGUUCGUUCGACGGAUGGGGUUCCGGGAAUGGAGUCAUACCUGGACAGAUGGAAGUUAACGAAUGUUCCGCUUUCCCUGGACUUUGCGGACACGGAAGAUGCAGAAAUAUGCUGGGAACAUUCACAUGCGAUUGCUUCCCGGGAUAUGAGAAGGACUCUAAGAACCACACGUGCGUGGACGUGAACGAGUGCGAGAUCGUGGAUGGGGUGUGCGGCGCAGGCGAGUGCCACAACACGGACGGCGGUUUCUCCUGCCACUGCCACAGCGGCCACCGCCCCGAUCCGAUCUCCAAAGUCUGCGUCGAUAUUAACGAGUGUGAGGAGGACAGCGCGCUUUGCCGCGGCGGGCGCUGCGUGAACACGGCGGGCUCGUUCCACUGCGAGUGCGCGCCCGGCAUGGAGCUGGCGCCCGACCGCCUCUCCUGCAAGGACGUCGACGAGUGCUCCAUCACCUCCGGUAUCUGCAGCAACGGCGCGUGUGAGAACUUGAUGGGAACGUACCAGUGUGUGUGUGACGAGGGCUACGCGCAGUCGACGGUGAAGUCGCACUGCGAGGACAUCGACGAGUGCAGCGAAGAUCCUACACGCUGCCAGCAUUCCUGCGUCAACACGCCCGGCUCCUACCACUGUACCUGCAGGGAGGGGUGGCAGCUGCGCGCGGACGGGCGCUCGUGCCGCGACGUGGACGAGUGCGCGGCGGGCGCGCGCGUGUGCGGCGGCGGGCUGUGCCGCAACACGCCCGGCUCCUACCGCUGCGACUGCGCCGAGGGCCUGCUGCCCGCGCCGCCCGACGCCAAGCCCACCUGCCUCGACAUUGACGAGUGCGCUGACAUCCCGGACCUGUGCGGUGCGGGCGAGUGCCGUAAUACAAUCGGCAGCUUCGUGUGCCGCUGCCCGGACGGCUACAGCGUGAAGCCGGAGCUGGGCCCCGCUUGCUCUGACGACGACGAGUGCGAGCUUGGCACCUGCGACUGUCACCCUGCCGCCGACUGUAUCAACCUGCCGGGAUCAUUCCAAUGCCGAUGUCGCGAUGGAUGGCGUGGCGAUGGAACAGAAUGUGAAGACGUAGACGAAUGUCUCACCAACAACGGUGGAUGUCAUCCGCGAGCGACCUGCCGCAAUAGUGACGGAUCAUUUAUGUGUCUCUGUGAUACGGGAUAUAAGGGAGAUGGGUACUCGUGCGUGGACAUCGACGAGUGCUCGAACGACCCGACGCUGUGCGAGAACGGCCACUGCAGCAACACGCCCGGCGGUUAUGAGUGUGAUUGCGACGUCGGCUUCACCAAGUCCGCCGACGGACGCUCUUGCUUAGACAUGGACGAGUGCGCGACGUUUGACAAUGUGUGCGUGUUCGGGCGCUGCGUCAACACGUACGGCAUGUUCAAGUGCAUCUGCGACAAGGGAUACCAGUCCGACAGCGUCGACGAUCUGAUGCCGGGCUUCAACUGCACGGACGUGGACGAAUGCAAAUCGCCGCAGUCGUGUCAGUACGGCACGUGCGUCAACACACAGGGCUCGUACAUAUGCCGCUGCCCGCCUAACUACGAACUCGUCUCUGACGGCACCGCAUGCUAUGAUUCAAGAAAAGCGCGCUGUUAUGGCAAAGUGGACUUAAGGUCUGGGACAGAGCACUGUCGCGACAGCGAUGAGUUGUCCGAGGACGGAACUAUGGCGGCCUGCUGUUGCUCUGUUGGUGCUGCUUGGGGUAACUAUUGUGAUCUGUGCCCGGAACCGGGGUCUGAAGCGUAUAGACAACUUUGUCCCGGAGGUCCUGGAUAUCAACCAGUUCUUGAGCCUCCGUCGUACGUGGUGACGCUGGCGGACAUCGACGAGUGCGCGCAGCACCCGGCGCUGUGCGAGCACGGCACGUGCACGAACACGUUCGGCUCGUUCGUGUGCGCGUGCGGCGCGGGCUGGCGGCUGGCGGACGGGCCGCGCUGCGAGGACGAGGACGAGUGCGCGCGCGCCGGCGUGUGCGCGCCCGGCCUGUGCCGCAACCUGCCCGGCUCCUACGUGUGCCUGUGCCCCGAGGGCUACGUCGCGAUGCCCAACGGAAAGGAAUGUGUUGACGUUCGUCAACGUCAGUGCUACAUGGACUGGGAUCCGGACACUGGGGGAUGUUCCGCUGCGGUGGGAGUUCCACAGACCAAAUACCUUUGUUGUUGCUCCGUCGGCAAGGCCUGGGGAGCGCCUUGUGAAGCCUGUCCCGAUAAAGGCUCGCAGGAGCACAUGGCGCUGUGCGGCGAGAAGCCUGGUGAAUACAUCAAUCCGAUGACAAACGAGACGAAGCCGAUCAACGAAUGCGACAUCAUGCCGCAGCUCUGCAAGCCCGGCUCCUGUCACGACACGCCCACUGGCUUCCAGUGCGGCUGCGACCACGGUUACGAGCACGACAACACGUCGCACCUGUGCCGCGACGUGGACGAGUGCGCGGGCGGCGGCGGCGUGCGGGCGCCGUGCCGCGGGCUGGCGCAGUGCGCCAACCUGCCCGGCGCGUACGAGUGCCGCUGCCCGCCCGGCUACCGGCUCGGCGCCACGCUCGACGAGUGCGAGGACGUCGACGAGUGCGCCGACGAGACCCUUUGCGAGCACGGCGAGUGCAGGAACACCGUCGGCUCCUACAGGUGCGAGUGCGCGCCGGGCUACCUGCUCCGCGACGGCACGUGCCGGGACGUGGACGAGUGCGCGCGGCCGCGGCCGCUGUGCCGCAACGGCACGUGCGAGAACCGGCCCGGCUCCUACAUCUGCCACUGCGACCCCGGCUUCAAGCCCGGCGCCAACAACGACUGCAUCGACAUCAACGAGUGCCGCGAGGGCGGCAUGGUGUGCCGCAACGGGCGCUGCCGCAACACGGCCGGCUCGUUCCGCUGCGAGUGCGCGCCCGGCUACACGCUCACCGCGGACGCGCGCAACUGCCGCGACGUGGACGAGUGCAGCGAGCUGCCCGCGCCCUGCGGCCGCGACGGCGCGCCUUCUUGCACCAACACCAACGGCGGGUACGAGUGUGCUUGCGGCGCGGGUUGGAGGCUGGCGGGGCGGCGCUGCGUCGACCGUGAUGAGUGCCGCGAGCUGCCUUACGUGUGUGCUGGCGGUGACUGUCACAACUUCAAUGGCGGUUACCGAUGCGACUGUCCUCCUGGUUGGCGGUUUGAUAAGACGGCUGCCAUCUGUGUGGACGAGAGGAAAGAGCUUUGCUACGACGAGUGGGACAGCGGUCGCUGCCACAAGGCGCGGCCUUUGCAGCUCAGCAGGCCAGAUUGUUGCUGUUCUGAAGGAUCUGCUUGGGGAAGAUACUGUGAGCGUUGUCCUACACCAGACUCUGCGGAAUUCUUAAGAAUUUGUCAAGGUGGAAUGGGUCGUCCAAAUCUAACUCAGGACCUGGAUGAAUGCAAAGUGCGUCCGGAUGUAUGCAAGGGCGGGCAUUGUAUCAAUACGGAUGGUUCGUUCCGGUGUGAGUGUCCGGCUGGGUACGUGCUGGACGGCUCCGGACUCGUCUGCGUGGACGCAGAUGAAUGUGCACAAGAUCCGAGAAUUUGCGGGAACGGAACCUGUACCAAUACGCCUGGAGGCUACGAGUGUCGCUGUAACUUCGGAUUUACGCAAGGACCAGAACAAACGUGCGUGGACGUGGACGAGUGCGCGGAGGGGCGCGCGUCGUGCUCGUUCCGCUGCCACAACACGGCGGGCUCGUUCCGCUGCACGUGCCCGUACGGCUACCGGCUGGCGGCGGACGGCGCGCACUGCCGCGACGUAGACGAGUGCGCCACUUCGCCGUCGCCCUGCCCGCACGCCUGCGAGAAUGUCGUCGGCUCCUACGUGUGCAAGUGCCCGGAGGGUUACCGGCGUACAUCAGCGGCACAUGAUGCGGUGGACGCUUGUGAAGAUAUCGACGAAUGCGCUGAGCGUCGUGAUCGCUGCGCACCCGGCGUCUGCAUCAACACCGACGGCGGCUUCCUCUGCGACUGUGACGCCGGCUACGAGCCUAGCGAAGAUGGUCACGCUUGCAUCGGUCAGAGAACUGGGAUGUGUCACAGAUCCUUGGUGUCUGGGCGGUGCACACCAGAGCCUUGGCCAAGGUUUAUGUCCUCCACGCCGGCAUUGCCUUCACAAGUUACAAAGGCGCAGUGUUGUUGCACGCUGGGCGUGGCGUGGGGGCCGGAGUGCGAGCUGUGCCCGGCGCCCGGCUCGCCGGAGCGGAUGCAGCUGUGUGCGCGCGCGCAGCUACUGGGUGGCGGCGGCAGCGGAGGAGUGCUGCCCGGUGGACUCGGCGGCGGGACGCUCGGCGGCGGCGUCGACGUGUACGGUGACGUGGACGAGUGCGCUGCCAUGCCCGGUCUCUGUGCGCCCGGCAGAUGCGUCAACACCAUCGGCAGUUUCCGGUGCGUCUGUGGACGUGGUUAUAAAGCAGCGGGUGAUAUUUGCGCGGAUGUAGACGAGUGCAGUGUCCGACCUCCACCUUGCGAGCAACUCUGCAAGAACAACGAGGGCUCGUACGAGUGUCUCUGUCGCUCCGGAUAUGAAAUCGACGUGGACGGCGCUAACUGUCAGGACGUUGAUGAGUGCGAGAGAGGAACGCAUACGUGUCAGCAGAUUUGCUCGAAUACAGAGGGAUCGUUUGAGUGUUCUUGCCAAGAAGGAUACGAAAAGAGGGGAGAUGCUUGCGUUGACAUCAACGAGUGCCACGAGGAGGGCCUGUGCCCGCCGCCGGGCAAGUGCGUGAACCUGCUGGGCUCGUACCGCUGCGUGUGCCCGCGCGGCUUCCGGCUGGACGCGGCGGGCGCGCGAUGCCUCGACCGCGACGAGUGCGCCGACGGCCGCUGCCAGUCGCCCUGCCGGAACUACGCCGGCGGCUUCCAUUGCGAUUGCCCGCCAGGUACGGUGCGUGCAGGUGGUGCUAGCGGUGCGUGCGUGCCGCAAGACGCGUGCGCCGAGGCGCCGUGCGGCUCGUCGCCGUGCUUCCCGCUGGGCGGCGCCUACCGCUGCGGCUGCCCCGCCGGCUAUGGCUGGGACGCCGGCCACGGAGUCUGCCUGCAGCUGGCUGGUGGCUGUGCGACCGCGAGUUGCCUGUUUGGUUGCACUACAUUUGGAGAAUCGUACCAGUGCGGUUGUCCAGCUGGCUACCAACUUGUAGGGGCAGGUCACUGCCUCACGGCGCUAGAUGGCGCUCUACCACCGGACGAUAUAGGAGAUGCGCCUGUGUUCCCUGUUAGGGAUCAGUACAAGAUUGGCGGGAAAAACGAGCUCAUUUCUACUGAAGGAUGUUUCAGUUGCAAGAUGAACGGUCGCCACAGAAGAGCUCCAGAAGAAGGAAUUGUUUUCGCGAACGGCACAACCUACGUCAGAAGGCGCAGAAGACGCAGCAGGCGUCGGCGUUCAAUCCUUGAACCUGAAGUCGAGUUAAUAGUAGUGACAGCAACACCCAAACAAACUUGGGGCCGGGCACCGUUACUGCGCUUGGUUCCGGCGGAAGGAGGAGCGAAGCCACACUACCGCAUCGCUUACGGAGAUGACAACAAAGACUUCGUUCUCUCUAAACGGGACGGAGGCUGGGCUCUGCGGCUGAGGAGACACCUGAAGAGUGAUGCUGUGCUGGAGCGGCAGCUAGAACUGGAGGCGCGGUUUGUUCCCGUGCCGGAGAUCGGCAGGAAGAGGAAUAGGCGACAAGUGAACCUUAAUAUACCGUCACCACUCAGACUCUACGUGUCCAUACAUAUCGCCCCGCCUAAACGUUGA